Molecule: messenger RNA, 1793 nt
Organism: Megalops cyprinoides (Indo-Pacific tarpon)
Lineage: Eukaryota; Metazoa; Chordata; Actinopteri; Elopiformes; Megalopidae
Product: ribose-phosphate pyrophosphokinase 1-like
Exons: 7
Coding region: 249-1211 (320 amino acids)
Biological process (GO): purine nucleotide biosynthetic process; ribonucleoside monophosphate biosynthetic process; 5-phosphoribose 1-diphosphate biosynthetic process
Cellular component (GO): ribose phosphate diphosphokinase complex; cytoplasm
Molecular function (GO): ATP binding; ribose phosphate diphosphokinase activity; magnesium ion binding
Source: RefSeq, a predicted model, not a curated record
AUUACGUCAAUACGUAGCUAGAGGAAUGGGGCGCCUGCUGAAAACCGUGAGAGACGCGUGCGCAGGUUAUGAUGGUGGAGAGGUAGCCAGCUAGAAGACGUUCAACCAGGCGGAGAGGUGACUAUCGUCAGAUGUCAGGAGAACUGCCUGAAUUUUGUAGCGGUUCUAGACUAAAACUGUAAACAACACGCAUUUCAUAUACCACUAGUUACAGCUAUCCGUAAACCGAAGCCCUGGAACGUCCAAGAAUGCCGAACAUUAAGAUUUUCAGCGGUAGCUCGCACCCGGACCUGACUCAGAAAAUCGCAGACCGCUUGGGGCUGGAACUUGGGAAGGUCGUCACUAAAAAAUUUAGCAAUCAAGAGACAUGUGUGGAGAUCGGGGAGAGUGUGAGGGGGGAGGAUGUCUACAUAGUGCAGAGCGGCUGCGGGGAGAUCAACGACAACCUGAUGGAGCUGCUGAUAAUGAUCAACGCCUGUAAGAUCGCCUCGGCCUCCCGAGUCACUGCUGUCAUCCCCUGCUUCCCCUACGCCCGUCAAGACAAGAAGGACAAGGUGGGGAGUCGGGCACCCAUCUCCGCCAAGCUGGUGGCCAACAUGCUGUCCGUUGCCGGGGCUGAUCACAUCAUCACCAUGGAUCUCCACGCCUCACAGAUACAGGGCUUCUUUGACAUCCCAGUAGACAACCUGUAUGCUGAGCCAGCUGUGCUCAAAUGGAUCAAGGAGAACAUCAAUGAGUGGAAGAAUUGCACCAUCGUGUCUCCAGAUGCUGGAGGUGCAAAGAGAGUCACCUCCAUCGCUGACCGUCUCAAUGUGGACUUUGCUCUCAUCCACAAGGAGAGAAAGAAGGCCAAUGAGGUUGACCGCAUGGUUCUGGUGGGGGACGUGAAGGACCGGGUUGCCAUUUUGGUUGACGACAUGGCUGACACAUGUGGCACCAUCUGUCAUGCAGCUGACAAGUUGGUGUCAGCUGGUGCCACCAAAGUAUACGCCAUCCUGACUCAUGGGAUCUUCUCUGGCCCAGCCAUCUCUCGCAUCAACAAUGCCAGCUUUGAGGCUGUGGUUGUCACCAACACCAUCCCACAGGAAGAUAAGAUGAAACACUGCUCUAAAAUACAGGUCAUCGACAUCUCCAUGAUCCUCGCCGAGGCCAUUCGCCGGACGCACAAUGGCGAGUCUGUCUCCUAUCUCUUCAGCCAUGUUCCCUUGUAACAUGUCCCGUGCCAGGAGAACUGCGGUCUGCCCUGAGGAGGCUGUACCACAGCUUUACCAAAGGAGGAAGAAAUGUUGUAGUGCUCUACUCCACCCACUGUAGUCUUUUGACCGCCAGAUAGAGUCAACUUCAAGGGAUGGGCUGGUGCUACUAGUCUCCUCCCCCCUCCCUCAGCCAUGCUACGUUUGGCCUCCAAACCAGCCUCGGAUUUUCUCCCUUCCCUUGGUCUUUUUGCCAUAUUCUGUUACGCUGACCGUCGACAUGCUCAACCAUUGGACUUGUUAGCUGCUGAGUUCAGUUACUUAGUUCAGUUUUCAGUUUGCCUGUUUAUUUUAUAGCGUCAAGCAUUUAAUGGAAUUUGAGCUGUAGUUUACAAUGCUGCUGAAGCCCAGUUUUAGAGGGAGCCUCUGCUCUGUGAUUGUGGGUCGUAUUGAAAAAGUCUGUACUUUGCUGUUUCUCAAGGUAUUUUUUUGCCCAGAUUUGGGGCUUUGGCUUCCUGAAGAAACAAGGCUGCUUAUUUGCUAUUUUUUUUCUUUGAGUUUUAAAGACAAAUGUGUAAUGUUUUAUUUCAGCUGUUUUUA